This is a messenger RNA of Scophthalmus maximus (turbot), 1175 nucleotides long. It is a transcript of the gene surf2, whose product is annotated as surfeit 2. The transcript is spliced from 6 exons. Bases 88 to 834 code for a protein of 248 amino acids. NCBI's taxonomy places the organism in Eukaryota, Metazoa, Chordata, Actinopteri, Pleuronectiformes, Scophthalmidae. The record is from RefSeq and is a predicted model, not a curated record.
AUCCACUUCCUGUAUAGAGGAGGGGUGGUCUGAUCCACCAUCACACCGAACGACCUGUUGUUGUGUGAAGUGUGUUUAAAAAAAGCAAUGGAUGAACUACCGUCGGACCUCAAGGCGUUUCUCCUCAACCACCCGUUUCUUCAGCUCACAGACGGCAAGAAGAUCAAAUGCACGCUGAACGGCCACGAGUUCCCGUGCAGCCUGGCGGAGCUGCAGAAGUUCACCCAGGGGAAGAAAUACGAGAAACUGAGCGCAGCCGCAGACUUCAGCUACAGCCAGUACGAGCCGCACGUCGUGCCCAGCACCAAACAACCCAACCAGCUCUUCUGUAAACUGACACUCAGACAUCUCAACCGGCAGCCGCACCACGUCCUCAGACAUGUCAACGGGAAACGCUUCAAGAAGGCCCUCUCCAAAUAUGAAGAAUGCACGCGGCAGGGAAUUGAAUUUGUUCCGGCCAGACUCAAACAGAAGAGGCCCAAAGACUUCGGAGAGGAGGCCAGUCGGGGUAGGACCCCAAAACACGGGCGCAACAUUUUGGAACCGCAACACUCUUCCAGUGACGAGGACCACAGCGACUCCGAAGACAGCAUGAGUGACCUCUAUCCAUCAACUGUUUUCACCAUAAAAAACACGGCAGAAGAAAGUAUGGAGGGUGAUGGGGCUGUGGAAGAAGACGACUUCCAAACGGAUGAAGACGAGGGAAUGGAGGUGGACAAGCAGGUGGUGCAGAAACGCAAAAAGGUCCAGGGCCCUGGUUUUCAGAAGAAAUUUAGAAAUAAUCAGUGUAAAUCAGGACGGAAGAACCAGGGGAAAGUGCGAAAUGCAAAGUAAAAUGGAAUAAACAAGUGUGUAUAGUAUUUUAUACCUGGUGUUUUGUCUGCGAGCAGCACUUGUAAACUUCUGUGUGUAGUAUUCUUAUGUCUGAGCCUGCAUGAUCUUUGCAUUUGUACAUUACAAUAACACAACAAAUCAAGAAUUUUCUGAUAUAUAUAUAUUUUUUUUUGCAAAGGUCUGUUUAUCAAAUUGUGAUGUUGCACAGUUUUGGCGAGGCAGGUUUACAUGACAUGAAAAGUGUGUUUGUGGCAGAUGACAGAACUUCUGGACUGGAUGAGUUGUGUCCUCUGGUUCAAGAGCAACAACACAGGCAUUAAAAUACAAAUCUGUUUGGCAAA